AUGUCACGCUCCCAUUCGGCCAAUGGAAGAUUCGGGCAAGGAAAUAGCCGGCCUGGUGGCUGCAGCUACAUUUCCAACGUCAGGCCGGAGAACAGGUACACGUUGUGCACUUUACUUUACGGGAAAAAAUGCCAUCGUGUAGAUUUGUACUGUCACUCACAGAAUAGAGUAUUAGCAGGCGUCUUCUCAUCAUAUAUUCUCAUCAAACAUGUUAAUUGGGGAUGUCGAGGGUGGCUCAGCAUUGUUGGACGUCUCAGUGGGACAGUCGUGAAUGUAUUUCAAAUUUUACAGUCCAUUUCUCUGUACAGGAGCACACUGUGCAGCAUGAUAGCUCAACUGACACAAGAAACACAGCCCGCCUUCGUGAGCACUCUCAAGUCCAGCGCUGUGUCAGAGAACUGCAACGUCAAGUUCGUCUGUGUGGUGACUGGUUAUCCUAUCCCUCUAAUUACUUGGUAUAAGGAUGAUAAACAGUUGGACAGAUUCUGUGGACUUCCUAAAUAUGAAAUAUUUCGCAAUGGGCAAAACCAUUCCCUGCAUAUUUACAAUUGCACGCUGGAGGACGCAGCCAUCUACCAGGCAUCAGCCAGUAACAGCAAAGGCAUCGUGUCGUGCUCAGCGGUUCUGGAGGUGGGCGGAAUGAACGAGUUCAAGAUCCACCAGCGCUACUUUUCCAAGCUCAAGCAAAAACCAGAGGACCAUGGCAAAGAUGCUGACGGCAAGGAGAACCAGGUGCCGUUUCGUGUCGUCAGCCCGGAACGCUCGCAGAGGAAGCGGCGCUCCACCGUGGAGGCCUUCCUGCGUGUGCCCAGCUCCACGGAGGAUGAGGCCACUGAGGAGUUAAUUCCAUUUGUUGGUGAGGAUUCAAAGGUGAGGUUGGAGGAACCUGCAGAGGACCUGGUUGAGGAGAGGCCGGCCCCAUUGACCAAGACUUCUGCAAAAAACAAUAAUGAGAGUGGAGUUGGAGGCGGCAUUGCCAAGACUCCCUUUGUCAAGAAAAAGAUCAAGAUUUGCUCCAGGGGUGAAAGGACACCUGAGGAGACGAGAGAGGUCAGUUCGGAGGAGUUCAUGGAAGUGGUACGCCACAGAAACAUGGCAGAACGUCAAAACCGAGAAGCUUGCGGAAAAUUGUUAAGGACAAAAAGUUCAGAGGCGCUUCGUUCUCCAGAGGGAGUGAGAAAAGACAAGGAAAAUAACCGCGAAGGUGAUGAGAAAGUGUUUGAGAAGAAUCCUCGCGUGUCCGCCAGACUGCGGAGUGCCCCAGCAACUCAAAGGGCUUCAAGCCGAGUGAUCCAGCAGAUGGCUGACUCUGGAUCAGCGGAUGGGAUCCGCCGGAGCAGGGCUGCGUUACCUGAGAAGACCUCAGAUCAGUCACCACAACAGGAAACGCAAGUGAGGCAAAGGAAUCCGUUCGCUCAAAGUGAGAAAGGAGACUUUGAUUCUCCUCUUUCGUCUGCAACUCCUCAAGAAUUGGCCUCAGGGGCCCGUCGUAAGAUCCUUUCUUCAAAGGACAAACCUGAGGAGAGCAAAUUACUACCUUAUCCCCAUCCUCAGAAGGAAGAGGUUUCUUCACCAGACAAUACACUUUCCACCAGUCCUGUGUCAAUCAUAUCAUCUCCAAAGUGUUCACGACGGUCACCUGUUCUUCUUCAGCCCAAUGACGAAAGAAAUUCUCAUGUAGAAAAGCGAUCACCAAUACUGGGAAGAAAAAAAAUAACCGCUGUGACAAAAGCAUCAGGUCAACUGCCAGAUGAGAACAAACAAAGUGAGAAAAGUGAGAAGGACAGAUUGGACCCAUGCAAAGCUCCUCAAGUUAUCCGUAAACUCCGCUGUGAAAGCUUUGUGGAUGGCUUGGGACACCUAAAAUUGUGGUGCCAGUUCUUUAAUAUUCUCAGCGACUCGACCAUUGUUUGGUACAGAAAUGAACUGGAGAUCGCCCAGAUUAAGAGAAGCGCGGGAGAUGAAAGCCAGGUUAAUCUGGCCAUGAUUCAAGCAUCAAGCAAAGACUCUGGUGUUUACAAAUGCACCAUCACAAAUGACUAUGGAAGCGACUCAACUGACUUUCUGCUUGGUCCAGAGAUUUUAGCAGGGAUUUCUCUCCGUGAGGACCAUGCUGCUGGCGAAGAGAUAGAAAUGGCGCCCAUGGUUUUUAGCAAGGGCGUGGCUGAGAGCGGCAUCUGGGGCAACAAACUGUUCGGGCGUGUAAUGGUGCACAAAUCCUGUAUCAGCGAAGGCUAUGUCCACAAAGUCUGGAGGGCUAGAGUCAUCUAUGGCCUGGAGCCCGUGUUUGAGUCUGGUCACACGUGUAUCAUCAAAGCACAACGUCACAGCGCUUAUGGCGGCAAGGAGGAACACUGCCUCACAGACAAGAACUUGGACUUCGUCAAGGAGAACUGUAAGGUUCAGAAUCUGGCCCGUGAAUACUGCAAAAUCUUCUCUGCGGAGACAAGAGUUAUCGAGAACUUUGGGCCUCCUCUCGAGGUCAUCCCGGUCUACUUGAUGUACCGGCCAGCAAACACCAUCCCCUACGCCACAGUGGAGGCUGACCUGAUAGGAGUCUAUCAGAAAUAUCUAGAGAUGGACCAUAUGGGGAGGAUCGAGAUGAGAAUGGCCUCUGAGGUCCAGCUCAAGUGUUGUGCACUUCAGCACUGGGUCUUUCAGUGGACCAACGGAAAUCUGCUCAUCACUCAGUUAGAAGGGGUUGAUACAAAGAUCACCAACAUUGGAAUUACAGUCAAAUCUACUGGACAUCAAGGUCUCCAAAUGGAAGGCAAGCCUGAAGUGUUGGAGGCUUUUGUCUCACAGCACCAGUGUAACUACUUCUGCGGUCUCUUGGGACUGAGGUCACUCAAACUUUUGGAUUCUUUAACGGCAACGCCCAAGACAAAAGGAUCUAGGAGCCCACUAAUCCAGCGCAAGAGUCAGGUUCCUGAAUCCUGCAGCCCGCAGACUAGCAGGAGAGCAGCCAACAGCCCCCGGGCGCCCAGGAAGGCCGAGCAAGAUGCCCCAAAGAACCUGAAGGAGGCUGUUGAAGUCUCAUUUUAAGGCUUUCCAUGAAUUUACCAGUAACCAUUCCUUGUCUUUGUAUAGAUUGACGCCUUGUUUUUUGUUUUUUCCAGUGCACAUGUCCGCCAUUUCAAGGGAUUUUCCUUAUUGAAUUAGUUAAUCAACUUACUAGACCCUUUUAUCCAACAUGAAUUUUCAUCUUACCGCGACAUGAUUGUAGCUUUUUGCAAACUGUUUGAGGGAAGUCCUUUUCUGUCUGCAGUGGACAAAGCAAGGAUGGAUGAGUUUAAUGUGGAAGAACCUGACCUCAAACCCUCCAACAAUAAUAUACUAGCUCAGAGAUUUGAAACAUCUUGUGGAAAGAAGGUCAUAUUUUCACUUCCUUUAUGUACAAGUGUCCUGUCGGCUUAAGCGGGGUAACAUUCUGUUUAAAUUGCCAAUCCUAUUAUAUAACGUUUGAGUUUCAUGCAGGAAUCCAAACAGCUUGAAGUCACAAAGAAAAAUCACUUCAAUUACUCAUUGUACAAGUAGUAGUGUUAAUAGUAGUAAUGGUAGCUGUAGGGGUAGAUGAAGCUACCUAGCUGCUAGCUUAUCUGGUAAAUGCAGCGGCAAUGUCUCUGGACAUUUCUGCUUUGGUAAGACACAUUUGAAAAAUACUUGUCCAUCACUCUUUCAACUUAACGCAGUUGCUAGUUGCCAUUGUUUGUUUGUCAUAUGCUUCUGGCUUCUUGAUUCUUCUUGCUAUCGAUUGGCUAGUGUUGCGUUCCACGUGACAAACACACAAUGGCUUAAAUAGCUUGUAUAGUGGAACCUCAAAUUAAUUGACUAAGUGGAGGUAAUGAUCAUCAGUUAAAAGUCUUGAUCUGUGAUUUUUUUGAGCACUUGUUUGUGACAGAACACCCAGUACCGUACAAAAUUCUUGUUUUGUACUUUUUUGUUGUCUACAAACACCAAACACAGUAUAAAAUUAUUGUAAAUAAAAUUUUUAAAAAGCUUGAUAAGCUUCUUUUCCCAGCCCUGUAACGACUCCAUGGAAUUAAGACAGACUUGACAAAAAGCAACUGUAUGAUGUAUCAAAAUUAGGAUAGCAUUUUCCAGUAAUCCGCACACAAUAAGCGCCUGAGCCAUGGAUACUGUACAUAUGAAUAAAUAGAUAUGGGACAUUAAGCUAAUGUCCACGCGUUGCUUUUGAUGGGAAGGUGGCCCCUGUCCACAUGUUAGAUACAUAGGUAUGUCCGUUAACCUGGCCGUGUAUCUAGUCUUCAUUUUUGUGGCAAAAGCAACACAAUCCAUAAAUACAGGUGAGUUACUAAUUUCUCCCUGUCGAUUGUGUCAGUGAACAAAAGUGGUCAAUUCUGGAACUAACACACUUUGUCCGUAACAAAAGGUCAUUUUGAGUUCCAGGUCCAUUAAAGUAAUAGUCCGUUGGUGUAUUUUCUUUGGAUGAAAAAAAAAAGGAAGAGCUGGAAGAAGUAGCUGGGGAAAGGGAAGUCUGGGUAAACCUGCUGAAGCUACUUCCCCUGUGACCCAACCCGGAAAUCGGGAGAAAAUGGAUAUUUUCAUAAAUGCUGAACAUGUUUGUAACAUUAACAUAAAGUGAACUUUUUAACUGCAAGAAGCAAACCAAGUGGAAAUGUAAAUAUGGUCACAUGACAGAGAUGUAUAGUGAUACAUAUUCAUAUUGUAACCACAUCAUUGUAAAUGUGACAGGUUGUGAAAUAA
Messenger RNA from Syngnathoides biaculeatus (alligator pipefish), 4728 nucleotides. RefSeq names its product alpha-protein kinase 3-like. NCBI's taxonomy places the organism in Eukaryota, Metazoa, Chordata, Actinopteri, Syngnathiformes, Syngnathidae. Gene Ontology annotation, molecular function: protein serine/threonine kinase activity; ATP binding. Gene Ontology annotation, cellular component: nucleus. The record is from RefSeq and is a predicted model, not a curated record. The transcript is spliced from 13 exons. Gene Ontology annotation, biological process: protein phosphorylation; cardiac muscle cell development. Bases 1 to 3045 code for a protein of 1014 amino acids.